Molecule: messenger RNA, 1444 nt
Organism: Papaver somniferum (opium poppy)
Lineage: Eukaryota; Viridiplantae; Streptophyta; Magnoliopsida; Ranunculales; Papaveraceae
Product: probable galacturonosyltransferase-like 9
Exons: 2
Coding region: 136-1272 (378 amino acids)
Cellular component (GO): Golgi apparatus
Molecular function (GO): glycosyltransferase activity
Source: RefSeq, a predicted model, not a curated record
GAAAACCCAGAGAGUAGAGAGAAGAGAAGAAAAACUCUCUCUCCUCUCUUUCUCUGCAACAAACCAAAACUCCAUUUAUGGAAACACAGCAAAACCAUUAAAAUAAAAACCAAAACCAAUUAUCGUCAUUCAGCAAUGUCUCUUUUUCGAUCGACCUGUACUGUUUUUAUCGUUCUUUUUCUCGUGUACUCUUCUUUGAGUAAUGCAAUUCGUUCUUUCCCCAUUACUGAAGAUGAAGAAGAAAGGGUUUCUGGGAAAACCCUCAUCAGAUUAUUUGAUAACUUUGAUUUACCAAGAUUUGCGGAAGCCCCAGAGUACAGAAACGGGAAAGAAUGUACGAGUAAUGGUUCUUCUUCUUCUUCAUCAUCUUCUUGUGAUCCUUCUCAUGUUCAUAUCUCAAUGACACUUGAUUCAGAGUACUUAAGAGGAUCAAUGGCAGCUAUUCAUUCAGUUCUUAAGCAUUCUUCUUGUCCUGAAAACAUAUUUUUCCACUUCAUAGCUUCCGAGUCAAACUCAGUUAAACCGAGUUCGUUAACUCAGCACGUCCGAUCCACAUUCCCUUCGUUGAAUUUCAAAGUGUACCACUUCGAUGAAAGUCACGUCAAGACUCUAAUCUCUUCAUCAAUUCGAGUGGCUCUUGAGAACCCAUUGAAUUACGCAAGAAAUUACUUAGCUGAUAUUCUUGAAGACUGUGUUGAUCGAGUGAUUUAUCUUGAUUCGGAUAUUGUAGUAGUUGAUGAUAUACAGAAACUAUGGAAUAUUGAGUUGACUAAGUCAAGGGUCAUUGGUGCACCACAGUACUGUCAUACCAAUUUCACUACUUAUUUCACUGAUGAUUUCUGGUUCGAUUCAAGUAUUUCUAAAGUUUUUCAUGGCAGAAAUCCAUGUUAUUUCAAUACAGGUGUAAUGAUAAUGGAUUUAGUGAAAUGGAGAGAAGGAAAUUACACUGAGAAGAUUGAGAAAUGGAUGGAAUUACAAAAGGAGAGAAGGAUAUAUGAGCUGGGUUCAUUGCCACCGUUUUUACUGGUAUUUGGUGGUGAUAUUGAAGCAAUAGAUCAUAAAUGGAAUCAACAUGGACUUGGUGGUGAUAAUGUGAAAGGUAGUUGUAGAUUAUUACAUCCUGGUCCAGUUAGUUUGUUACAUUGGAGUGGUAAAGGGAAACCAUGGUUAAGGCUUGAUGAAGGUAAUCCAUGUCCACUUGAUCAUCUUUGGUUACCUUAUGAUCUUUACUUACAUAAUCAUCAUAGAAGUCUACUUCAUCAAGAUAUGUAAACAAACACGGCUCCUCCAUUUCUUUCUCUUUUUUUUGAUCAAUUUUAUUGUUUGUCAUAAUUUUUUAAUUUUUUUUUCUUGAUAUACUGUAUAUUGUUCAAAACAUGAGUAAGAACGUAUUAAUUUGAUAGAGUUUACUGAGAUUCUAAUGGUUGAAUAUUUGAUUGAGUGA